GACGAGCGAACUACUCUACCUACAUACGCCUGGCCGGAGGAGGCGGAGGAGGAGAGAGGAUGGAGCCGAGGAUGAUCUCAGAGGAGGAGGACGCUGCCUCUCCUCCCCAGUGAAGCCGUCAUUCAUUUCAUCCCGCGUCUUUAAGCCGCCGCUGCCGUCUGUGUGAUUUCAUACACAAUAUUCACAAACCUUUCACGUUUGUACCGCGCCCGGUGUUCGAACCGAGCGCCCGCCACCGCCGUCUGCAGCCAUGUCGGACUCGGAGGACAUGACGGAGUUCGCCAGCAUCGUGGAGCGCAUCGAGCGAGGCGAGGUUCCGAUCAAAAACAUCGAGCGGGAGCUGAUCUGCCCCAUCUGCAAGGAGCUCUUCACCCACCCGCUCAUCCUGCCCUGCCAGCACAGCAUCUGCCACAAGUGCGUGCGAGAGCUGCUGAUGCUCAACCACGACGACUCCUUCGACGCCGGCUCCGAGUGCUCGCUGCCGGGCAGCCCCCGGUCCCGCGUGCCGUCCCCGUCCAUGGAGCGGCUGGACCGGCUGGUGCGAUCAGGUCCUCGGAAGCGGAGCGGACACUCCGGCUUGCAAACGGAGCUAAAUCCAGCACUCCUCGCUUCCCCCGUCCCCCACAAACGCUCCAUCUCGUCCCCGGGGUGGCGCCGAGGCUCCGUGACCCCCCGGGUCACCACCAUCCCCUGCCCCGGCUGCCAGCACGACAUAGACCUGGGCGAGCGCGGCAUCAGCAUGCUGUUCCGCAACUUCACCCUGGAGAGCAUCGUGGAGCGCUACCGGCAGGCGGCGCGGGCGGCCGUGGCCAUCAUGUGCAACCUCUGCAAGCCGCCGCAGCAGGAGGCCACCAAGAGCUGCAUGGACUGCAAGGCCAGCUACUGCAACGAGUGCUUCAAGCUGCACCACCCCUGGGGCACGCCCAAAGCUCAGCACGAGUACGUGGGCCCCACAACCAACUUCAGGCCCAAGGUGCUCAUGUGUCCGGAGCAUGAAAUGGAGAAGGUGAACAUGUACUGCGAGGUGUGCAGGCGGCCGGUGUGUCACCUGUGCAAGCUGGGAGGCUCCCACGCCAACCACAAGGUCACGUCCAUGAGCAGCGCCUACAAGAUCCUCAAGGAGAAGCUGGCCAAGAGUAUCCAUUACCUCAUCAGUAAAGAGGACCAGGUCAGGACUCAGAUUACUGAUCUGGAGCAGCUCAUCAGUCAGACCGAGGAAAACGGCCAGUUAGCAGAGCGCCGCGCCAACGAGCACUUCGAGCGUUUGUUCGAGACUCUGCAGGAGAGAAAGUCCGAGAUGCUGAGGUCCAUCGAGCAGUCCCGAAACCGGCGCCUGGACCAACUCAAGGGCCAGGUGGAGGAGUACCAGGGCAUGCUGGAGAACAGUGGCCUGGUGGGCUACGCUCAAGAGGUCCUGAAGGAGACCGACCAGUCCUGUUUUGUGCAGACGGCCAAGCAGCUGCACGUCAGGAUCCAGAAGGCCACAGAGUCCCUGCGCACCUUCCACCCAGCUGCCGACCCCUGCUUCGAUGAGUUUGUGCUGGACACAUCGCGAGAAGAAACUCUGAUCAAAGAAAUGUGCUUUGGUGGAGUCCCAGAUCCACCUCUGAUCGACCUGUCCACCAGCAGAGUCUACAACGAGGCCUCCAUCAGCUGGAGGCUGUCUGACGACCACCUGCCCACGGAUCGCCACGUGCUCGAGUACCGCAGGCUCGGAGCCCCCGGCCGGUCCCCGGCCCACGAGGACGGCGAGGACAGCGGCGUGUGGCGGGCCACGGACGGCGUGUACGGACCCAGCGCUGUGGUGUUCGACCUGGACCCCGACAGCCUGUACGCCUUCAGGGUCCGCAGCUGCAGGAACUCCAUGUUCAGCCCCUACAGCCCCGAGGUCACCUUCCACACGCCGCCCGCACCCGCCUUCGGAUUCCUAUUCAGUGACAAAUGUGGCUUCAGCACGGAGCGCCUGAUCCUGAACAAGCGCCGGGACACGGUGGAGAGCGUCGCGGGCAUGGCCUUCCUCCUCGCAGCCGACCGCGUGCAGACGGGCAGCUACAUUGGACUGGACUACAUCAUUGGGGACACGGGCAUUUCUCAGGGAAGAUUCUAUUGGGCUUUUAAGGUGGAGCCAUACUCCUACAUGGUUAAAGUCGGCGUGGCCUCUGACUCCAAGCUGCUCGAGUGGUUUCACAACCCCAGAGGGACCAGCAGCCCAAGGUACGACCACGACAGCGGCCACGACAGCGGCAGCGAGGACGCCUGCUACGAGGUCUCGCAGCCCUUCACCCUCCUCACCGUGGGCAUGGGCCGGCUCUUCAUCCCCAAAGCCGCGGGCGACCCCGGCGGCCGCGUGCUGCCCAUGCCCGCGCGCCUGGGCGUGUGCCUGGACUACGACGCGUGCCGCGUGUACUUCUACGACGCCGACGCCAUGCGGUGCCUUUACGAGCGGCAGGUGGACUGCUCCGGGACGAUGUACCCGGCCUUCGGCCUGGUGGGCGGCGGCCGAGUGCAGCUGGAGGAGUUCGUCGCUGCCAAGAGGCUGACCUUCUGACGAGCGCCGGCGCAUCGGGACCCGAGGAUUUAAAUGUGGGCGCGUUCGAGGGAGCGCGCGUGUAAUGUUUGACCCGCGCGGAAAUAUUGGCGUCACGUGAGGCGACGUGGAGGAAUUGGGUCACGCGUGAGAGGUUUUGUCUACAGACCAAAGUCUGUGUUAACUUUAUUUGGUUUUAACUGGACUGUGGUCGGCCGUUAACGUGGCGGCGGUGAUGUUGGUCUGCAGCCACUUUAAAUCCUUGUUUUAGCAGGAAAGGUCCUUAAGCUGAGGCUCGGACAUUUAUCCACGUUAUUUAUUUUUCAGUGUAUUAAUUCUAAUAUUGGGUGUGGGUUUUUUUUUUUUUUUGUUCCUUGGUUUUUCUGUAAUUGUCUAUAUGUAGCAGCAGUGGUUUAGAUGUUGUUUAAGGGGACCUGAGGGAGCCUCGUAGCUACUUUAAAGAUAGCGCCUUCGUGCCUUUUCUUUUUUUUUUUUCCCCUUUUACUAAAAAAUGAGUCGCUUGGUUUGCUCUGCCAAGCAAACGUUGACUUGCACAAACAUUAUAGAAACAAUUAGCUUCAAUACGGUGUGAGUUUUUAAUGUAGGCUGUAGUUUGGUUGAAAACACUGAUGUUCUUGCUGUUAAUGGAAUCCAUUAGAACUUAUUUACUUUAUUACAGAAAACACUACUUUUCCUCUGACACAGUUUUCCAUUCAGCUACUUUUGCACAACGUAAUGAAUGACGCCUUGCACCUAAUUUAAAAAACAAUCACAUUUUGGUCACUACCUAGUUUCUUCACUUUUACAUACAGUCAUCAGCACUGGUUAAUCACACUGACUGUUGCUUUUAAACUGUUCACCUUCACUGACCUGCAGCUCAAUCCUGUAGCUACUCGGGGGUUUUUAAAGCCUCUCACUCUUUAUACUCCUGCACCGGUUGCACAGAGCUGAAUGUGAUUCUCGCAUUUACAACCAACAGGCCGGCGACGCGAAGUCGCCGACGGCCAAAGCUCGUUGGUUCUGGUGCUUAGAUCCGUGCGACACCCCACUUCGCAGCCUUACGACGCCGCCGUCACUCAGGUUCAUCUGACGAGCGCCACCGCGACCACCGCUUGGCGGCUGCACUGUGUCACCCACCGCUUCCUGCAGAGCAGUGGCACCACGCGUAGCACGGCGGCGUCCUGCUGAUGAGAUUGACUGUCAGACAGUUAAGUAGCUGAUUGGCUUUGACUGCAUCCGUCUUAACGGCAGAGCACACGGUCACUGGGGAGCCACGCUUUGCUUGUACAGACCCACAUACAUGUGCCUGCACGUGGGCUCGUCUCUACUUUUGGUUUCUGGAGGCUCAGGGUGACGUGUUGGCGUUUUCUCAGGUUUCUGGUCCCGACUGGGGCGCAGCGCUUCCUACCUCCUAUCAUCUGACCUGGAAAACCUUAACUACUGCACCUGUCCUCGCUGAAACGUGUUCUGUUUGCGUUGCAGCUUUGUUCGUAAGAGUCCGAUUCAUGUCUGCCUUGUCUUAAAUGUCAAAUGAACCUGGUGUCUCAUAAUGGUUGGUUUUACUUUUCAUGUACAUAUUACUGCUGAUUAUUUUCACUGAAAUAAAGUUUGUCAUAACUGGUAUUAGUUGUUGUUUCUAUGUAGAUCGUGGGCCGAUUCCUGUAAGGAAUUUUUUUUUUCCGCAUUUUGUAAUGUUGGUUUGAUUCACUCGACUGGAAUACGUGACUUUGGAUUAUUGUACCUACCUAUAACACAACCUUCAGCCGUCUUUAACCUAUUAGAUUUUGUGACUGUGUACAUUAAUAAUUCCUGCUUCAUUCCUCAUGGACCUGAGCCCUGAUUCCUGCAUUGAACAUCUUUCAGACAUGACUAUGCAUUCAUCAAAUGACAGGGUUUGUCUGGAUUUAUUGACGUUACUCAACGUGAUGGAGGGCAAAUGUUCGCUUUCGUUUCCGUUCCAGAAUGUAUUCCUGUCAGUUACAGAACAAACAAAGCUGAAUGUUGUAUGUAGUUCCAUAAAAGACAUUCAAUAAAAUGCUUUCAGUAACGAAUACAAAACCAAAUAUUUUAAUGCUGGCUGUCAAUCUAAAACAGAGCUUGCACUUUACAACCUGUAGCAUGUUAGCAGCUGUUUGCAGUUGUGUAUAAUCAUAAAUGUGUGUGUGCAAUAAUAUUGACAAUGCUGUAGAACUGAAACUAAUGUGUAGGAAGUAUUGCACUGUUUGCUUCCUGGUACUAAUUGGCUGCUCUUGGAAACAAAUCUAUUUUUUUUCUUAGCAACACAAAUGUGACGGCGAAUAUGUCCCUUCUAGUCUCUCCAGAGGAUUUGGAUGUGGUGUAGAAGUGUUGGGUUUCUGUUUGUAUAGUCUGAAAAGAUGUGAACUUGUUUUUGGCUCAGAUUUCUGUUGACGCUUCACUUUUUAACUUGCUGUGUGGGGAUUUCAAUAAAUAAAACUAGUGUUGAGUCUA
This is a messenger RNA of Betta splendens (Siamese fighting fish), 4996 nucleotides long. It is a transcript of the gene trim36, whose product is annotated as tripartite motif containing 36. Gene Ontology annotation, molecular function: zinc ion binding; protein binding. NCBI's taxonomy places the organism in Eukaryota, Metazoa, Chordata, Actinopteri, Anabantiformes, Osphronemidae. Bases 251 to 2548 code for a protein of 765 amino acids. The record is from RefSeq and is a predicted model, not a curated record. The transcript is spliced from 14 exons.